This is a messenger RNA of Drosophila ficusphila, 3015 nucleotides long. RefSeq names its product histone-arginine methyltransferase CARMER (gene Art4). Lineage: Eukaryota; Metazoa; Arthropoda; Insecta; Diptera; Drosophilidae. The record is from RefSeq and is a predicted model, not a curated record. Gene Ontology annotation, molecular function: protein-arginine N-methyltransferase activity. Gene Ontology annotation, biological process: peptidyl-arginine methylation. The transcript has 4 exons. The coding region runs from base 877 to 2469 and encodes 530 amino acids.
UCGGUUAGAAGGGUGUUUCGAGGAAGUGAUGCUGAGUCUAUUGGGAUUUUGUACCUCAGCGGAAAAUAUUCACUGCCAAGCUAAGGACCUCAAAGUACAGAUAAACUUUCAUUGUAAAAACUUUCCCCGACGUCUCUUUGUAGAAUAAGUAAAAGAAGUAAAAAUGCUUUCGACCUUAUGAUAAUAAUUUGUUAUUUUAAGAACAAAAAAUAUAAAAAGAAAAACGUUUCAAAAUAAGUUUUUUAACAUAAAUUCAGCCAGGUACAAAAAUUAAGUACCUAACAGCCCUUUUAAAACGACCGUUUUUUUUGUUUUGCACUCGCGUUGCCAACCAAACUGCAUUGUCAUUCACCCCGCCACGUCGACAUGAACAACAGCCCGUAUAGAUCCGAGGUUCCAACCAACGGUGCAAGGUGGGAAAACUAACUCUAGGGUUUAUUUUAGGGAUUUCUAAGUCGGUAAUUUUUAUGGCUAAGCCUUUCCGUCGACUGGUACCACUAAACGCCAACUUUUUGCAAAAAAAUACGCACGUUCCGCGUUCCGUGAAAUCAAAAUCAAUACGAAAUCAACAAGAGCGAUCGAUUUUGAGCAGCCGUCCCGUCACCGAGCAGCGCACAUAAGCAAAGAGCGCGCCAAUUAUCGAACCCCAGCUGCCCGAGUCACAAGUCAUUGCUAUAGUGGUGUGGAAAAUUUUGCAGAAAGAAAAAUUUGCGCGUCUGUCUGUCUGCAUCCCGUGUGCGUGUGCGUCUCUCUGUGCGUUAGUGUGUGUGUGUGUAUAGCACGGCCUACAUAGUCAAUUAAACAAGGGGAAAAAAAGACGCCAAGUCCCGAUCUCCUUUGCCCUCCAAAAAGCAUAUUUAUAUAUUGCCAGCCAAAAUGUCUAGCCUGCGACCCGAAGAGCCCCGAAAACUGGCCACCGCCGCCGCCGUUUGUCCACUUAGCAAUUGCCAAUUUAGCGGAGUGGUCAUCAGCGCAAUUGCCGACGAGCAAAAGCUGGAGUUUGCCAACAAAUACAAGGGCAGUUGCACACUGCUCUGCAGCUACGAUUCCCAGGGAGUGGUGCUUCGUGUGGUGUCCGAUGAAGACCGCAGCCACGUGCUCAAGGAGUACAUGAUUGCCUCCGAUACGGAUGCCGCUCAGAUGGGCAGACGAAGCUAUGCCGUGUCCCUGGACGCGGAUAAUCUCGUUUUGCGGUUCGCCAGCGACCAGGAUCAGCAACUCUUCCGCAAAGUGGUGGAGAACGUCAAGCAUCUGAGGCCCAAGUCUGUUUUCUCUCAGCGCACCGAGGAGUCGUCCGCUUCGCAGUACUUCCAGUUUUAUGGCUACCUCAGCCAGCAGCAGAACAUGAUGCAGGACUAUGUAAGAACGAGCACCUAUCAGCGUGCCAUCCUGGGCAAUGCAGUGGAUUUCCAGGACAAGAUUGUGUUGGAUGUGGGCGCUGGAUCGGGAAUAUUGUCUUUCUUUGCCGUUCAGGCAGGAGCCGCUAAGGUGUACGCCAUUGAGGCCUCCAACAUGGCCCAGUAUGCUCAGCAGCUGGUCGAAUCGAACAAUGUGCAGCACAAGAUCUCUGUGAUACCGGGCAAGAUCGAGGAGAUCGAGCUGCCCGAGAAGGUGGACGUCAUCAUAUCGGAGCCAAUGGGCUAUAUGUUGUAUAACGAGCGAAUGUUGGAGACGUAUUUGCACGCUAGAAAGUGGCUGAAGCCACACGGCAAGAUGUACCCCACACAUGGCGACCUGCACAUCGCCCCGUUUUCGGAUGAGUCUCUGUACUCGGAACAGUACAAUAAGGCCAACUUCUGGUACCAGUCCGCCUUCCACGGCGUCGACCUGACCACGCUUCACAAGGAGGGCAUGAAGGAGUACUUCCGUCAGCCCAUUGUGGACACCUUCGACAUCCGCAUUUGCAUGGCAAAGUCUGUGAGGCACGUGUGCGAUUUUCUCAACGAUAAGGAGGACGACCUUCAUGUGAUUGACAUCCCCCUGGAGUUUCACAUCCUCCAGACGGGUAUCUGCCAUGGACUGGCCUUUUGGUUCGACGUGGAGUUCAGCGGCAGCAGCCAGAACGUGUGGCUCUCCACGUCGCCCACGGCCCCACUGACGCAUUGGUAUCAAGUGCGCUGCCUGCUGCCCAUGCCCAUCUUCAUCAAGCAGGGCCAAACGCUGACCGGUCGAGUGCUGCUGGAGGCAAACCGAAGACAGUCGUACGACGUGACCAUCGACCUGCACAUAGAGGGCACGCUUAUCUCGUCGAGCAACACCCUGGACCUUAAGAAUCCGUAUUUUCGGUACACGGGGGCGCCGGUCCAGGCUCCGCCGGGGACUAGUACUCAGAGCCCAUCUGAACAGUACUGGACGCAAGUGGACACGCAAGGAUCACGCAAUUCUUCUAGCAUGCUAAAUGGCGGGCUCAGCGUGAAUGGGAUUGGCGAUGGGAUGGACAUCACCCAUGGACUUAUGCAUCCGCACUAGGGCGGCCAUACAUCUUUCUGGGAACUCUCUUCGUUAUAAGUCCGCUCAACUUCAAUUCGAUUGGUUCUUUUUGUUUCAGCUUCUGUUUUGUUACCAGUUUAUGUUUAGUUUAUUUAUUGAAAAGUGUAAAUUAUGUUUUCUGUGCUCGAAAUUAAGUUGGGUUUAUGUUCUGCUAUCCCAUUUUACUACCUCUAAACUCUUUUAACCCCCCUUUAAAUUGAUCGGACGUAUCGGAGGAGUCCCAGCCCCCAGCAAGCAACCAACAAAAAAACAAUCAACAAAUCAAGGCAGACUAAUGUAGUUGUUUAGAACACGCAGCAUAUUAAUAAGCCUAAGCUAAUUUUAGCCCAUAGUAAUUAGUGUUUUUAACGUAUGUGAAAUGUAAUACCGAUAUUUAACCCACGCGGGACUGCGCUUCAGGAAGUUUCUUAGUUAAUAUGCCGAUUGCCAAUUGCAGUUUUUGCCGAAAGCUUUGAACAAACCAACAAAUUCAGAUUGUACUGUAUCUAUUAUGUGUGUUAUUAUAUUAUAUUGUGUGUACCUCCA